This is a messenger RNA of Platichthys flesus (European flounder), 606 nucleotides long. Its product is annotated as transcription and mRNA export factor ENY2-2-like. Gene Ontology annotation, biological process: regulation of transcription by RNA polymerase II; poly(A)+ mRNA export from nucleus; positive regulation of DNA-templated transcription. The record is from RefSeq and is a predicted model, not a curated record. The transcript is spliced from 5 exons. Gene Ontology annotation, cellular component: nuclear pore; DUBm complex; SAGA complex. Gene Ontology annotation, molecular function: transcription coactivator activity; chromatin binding. Bases 130 to 420 code for a protein of 96 amino acids. NCBI's taxonomy places the organism in Eukaryota, Metazoa, Chordata, Actinopteri, Pleuronectiformes, Pleuronectidae.
AGCAUUUGGUCGGUUUGUAGUGUGAAGCGACGUGCCCCGCCGCCAAAGCGGAAACAUCGACCCGUGCUUGUUUCACACCGUGCGGUUGUGUGACCGGACAGUGUGUUCCCCAGCUGAUCCAUCAAGAUCAUGAGCAAAGACUCCCAGAUGCGGGCUGCGAUCAACCAGAAGCUGAUCGAGAUGGGGGAGCGGGAGCGGUUGAAGGAGCUGCUCAGGGCCAAGCUGGUGGAGUGUGGCUGGAAGGACCAGCUGAAGGCACAAUGCAAAGAUGUGAUCAGAGAAAAGGGCCUGGAGCAUGUGACCGUUGAGGACCUGGUCACAGAAGUCACACCGAAAGGAAGAGCCCUCGUACCGGACAGUGUGAAGAAAGAGCUGCUGCAGAGAAUCCGAGCUUUUCUGGCUCAACACGCGACUUUGUGAAUGAGACCACGACGAGCCAUUUUUUUUGUACUCACUGUAAAUCCACAAGUCCGACUGUUUGUUGCCAUCGUGAGCAUUGCCGAGUUGUUGCUUUUAUUUUGUAUUGUGUGUUUUCAUAUUGAUUUAAGUUUGUUAUGCAGCAGUUUUGGGGGGGAAAUACAAAUAAAGUCAUGCCUAUUUUGGUCA